AUGUCAAUCCUUACUCGAUUUACCUCGGUGUAUUUCUGGAUGUUCAUCCAGAUGAUGAAGGGCAUCAUCAUCAUCCUGGUGAUCAACCACUACGUUUCGAUCGGCUGGCUGGUUCUAGGUGUGUACUACACCGACCCCGGGCAGACCUGGGUGGCCCAGUCCGAGCUGCUCAGCGCCAGCUUCGCGGAGCAGUACGUGUCCUCCUUCCACUGGUCCCUGGCACAGUUCCUCCCCUCCACCACCAACAUCGCGCCCGUCCACGGCCUGGAGCGGCUCUACGCGGUGCUCGCGGUGCUCCUGGCGCUCUCUUCCUUCAUCACGGGGGUGACCAACACGGUGAACGCUCUGCGCGCGGUGCGCGUCAGCAGUUUGACGCAGGAGGCCAAGCUCCGGCAGUUCUUUGUGGAGCGUCGUUUGCCCGCACGCCUGCUGAAAUUGUGCCUCUCGGCCUACCACGAGAAGGCCGAAAAGGCCAGCAUGUCAGAGCAGGAUGUCGCAAUCUUGCAGUCCUCGCCAGAGAGGCUCCGGGCUCAGCUACACCAGGAGAUGUUCAGGGGGGUGCUCACGAACCGCUGCUGGGUUCGCGUCGCCUUGCGCGAUGAAUCCACGGGUCUCCUCAUGAAGAUCUGCCACCUGGCCAUGGUCGAGCGGGCCACAAUGAAGUCCGAAGACGUUUUCCUGGAGGGUACCGACUGCUUCGGCGCUGUGAUCCUCACCCAUGGCUGCAUGACCUACUCCACGGAUCACAUCAAAGUGGCCCGGACCUCCAGCACGUCCCUCCGCGGGAAGCCGCCCACGCCCUUGAUGUUCGAGGAGGUCUCGGAAGGCCAGUGGCUCUGCGAGAUCGCGCUCUGGGUGCAUUGGUGGCACCGUGGCCAGCUCAGUGCCCAAGGGGUGGCUCUCUACGCCUUUGUGGACGGCUUGAAGCUUGCGCGUUUGGCCACGGAGACGGGAGGCUUUGUGUACACGUAUUUGAGAACCUUUGGCAUCCUCCUAACCUCCUUCAUGGAGGAGAUGAUGUUCAACUUUCAGGGCACUGACCUCUCCAUCGAGGAGGACGGCCAUGAUUGCCCUGUCGGACCGCGCACUGCACUUCCAGCAGCUGUCCCGCGUCACCGCGGCCAUGACCACAGGUUUCGAGGGCAACGAGGUGCUGGAUCCCCCACGCGGGUCGUUCGGAAGCCUGUGAAUAUGGCAGAGGGCCGGCACCGAACUGUCCGCAGGGCUGUCCCCAAGAAUUCAGGGCAUAGGUUCUGA
Molecule: messenger RNA, 1257 nt
Organism: Effrenium voratum
Lineage: Eukaryota; Dinophyceae; Suessiales; Symbiodiniaceae
Source: the annotation of a GenBank genome assembly